AUGGCUACAGAUGUGGUUAUUGAUACUACCAUGGGCUCCAUCACUGUUGAGCUCUACAAUGACCAUGCACCAAAGACAUGCAAAAACUUUUCCACCUUAGCACAACGAGGCUAUUACAAUAAUGUCAUCUUCCAUCGCAUUAUCCCCGACUUCAUGGUCCAGACCGGGGAUCCUACCGGCACAGGUCGCGGCGGAAGCUCCAUUUACGGCGAGAAAUUCGAGGACGAGAUCAAUCCAUCCUUGAAACAUACUGGUGCAGGUGUUUUGAGUAUGGCAAAUAGUGGACCGAAUACUAACGGGAGCCAGUUUUUCAUUACACUGGCGCCUACACCGUGGUUGGAUGGAAAGCAUACAAUAUUUGGCCGGGUGAAGAGCGGGAUGAGGGUAGUGCAACGAAUGGGACUUGUGAAAACCGAUGCGGAUGAUAGACCAGUGGAUCAGGUCAAAAUUUUGAAGGCGAGGGUCGUCGAAGAGACUGGUGAUGAGUGA
Messenger RNA from Coccidioides posadasii C735 delta SOWgp, 489 nucleotides. RefSeq names its product heme binding (gene CYP1). NCBI's taxonomy places the organism in Eukaryota, Fungi, Ascomycota, Eurotiomycetes, Onygenales, Onygenaceae. Gene Ontology annotation, cellular component: catalytic step 2 spliceosome. Gene Ontology annotation, biological process: protein folding; protein peptidyl-prolyl isomerization. The record is from RefSeq and is a predicted model, not a curated record. Gene Ontology annotation, molecular function: peptidyl-prolyl cis-trans isomerase activity.